Messenger RNA from Drosophila arizonae, 4646 nucleotides. It is a transcript of the gene Ack-like, whose product is annotated as activated Cdc42 kinase-like. Gene Ontology annotation, biological process: protein phosphorylation. Gene Ontology annotation, molecular function: ATP binding; protein tyrosine kinase activity; protein binding. NCBI's taxonomy places the organism in Eukaryota, Metazoa, Arthropoda, Insecta, Diptera, Drosophilidae. The record is from RefSeq and is a predicted model, not a curated record.
UGCUAAAACUCUUAAGUUCACACUGUUGAAGAUGCAGUACUCCCAAACAAUGCACACGCAAAAAUAAAAUGGAGUGCCCACAAAUUGAUUUAUAUGAAUUCCUCACCGAGUCCGAACUGCAGCAAUACUACAAUGCCAUCAAAAACGAACUAAAAAUAACAAAUGCAGCCCAAUUUAAAUAUGCAGCGGAUGAGGAUUUACGUUUCAUUGGCCUGUCGAGGCCGGAAAUACGAAGACUGCGCAAGUUCUAUGAAAAGCAUUUCCCCCACAGCUACCUCAGCAAAAUCAAGCGCCUGCUACAAGCGCCCGCCACAAUUGUGAAGCGCGAAGAUGGGGCUGGGGCUGGUGGGCAGGCAACAAAUGAGAACGGCGCCGCUGCAGGGACGACCAACACAGCGACCCGUAAUGGCGGUAGCAGCUCGCCGGGCAGCAAGGCACCCAACAAUAAGCACAUCAUACCGGCUGAUUCGAUUAGCGUUAAUAAGCAGCUGGGCAUUGGGGAGUUUGGCAUUGUGCAGCAGGGCGUUUGGACGAAUGGCAGCGAGCGGAUUCAAGUGGCCAUCAAGUGCUUGUGCCGCGAGCGCAUGCAAUCGAAUCCCAUGGAGUUUCUCAAGGAGGCAGCCAUAAUGCAUUCAAUUGAGCACGAGAACAUUGUGCGCUUGUAUGGAGUGGUGCUGGCCACGGAUUCCCUGAUGCUCGUCACAGAGCUGGCCCAUCUACGUUCCUUACUCGAGUGCCUUAAGGAUUCCGGCUUGCGCGUCAGCUUUCUUACAAUACCCACGCUCUGUGAGUUUGCGCUGCAGAUCUGUAAUGGUAUGCGCUAUCUGGAGCAAAAGCGACUGAUACAUAGAGAUUUGGCUGCACGGAAUAUAUUGGUCUUCAGCAAGGACAAGGUGAAGAUCUCAGACUUUGGGCUAUCGCGGGCCCUGGGUGUGGGCAAGGACUACUACAAGACAAACUUCAAUGUGAAUCUAAAGCUGCCUAUUGCCUGGUGUGCACCAGAAUGCAUCAAUUACUUGCGCUUCACCAACGCCUCCGAUGUUUGGGCCUAUGGCGUUUGCCUUUGGGAGAUGUUCUCAUAUGGCUUCCAACCAUGGGCGGCACUGACUGGUUUACAGAUACUGGAAGCUAUAGAUUCGCCCAAUUUUCAGCGCCUGGAGCAGCCUGACUGCUGUCCACGCGAGUAUUACACUUUGAUGAUGAAGUGCUGGCAGGACGAUGCCCUAAAGCGGCCAAAGUUUAGCGAAAUCUACGAGCAACUGCCUGACAUGAAGCCUGAACAACUGAAGGCCGUUGUCAACUGUGUGGAGCCGAAGAAGGAUCAUUUGUUGUAUCGCCAGGGCGAUAUCAUAACUGUGCUUGAUCGUAACACUGGCACGCCCUUCUGGAAAGGCGUUUUGAGCACCGGCAAGACAGGUUUCUUUAAUCCCUCGAAUACUGUCGCCUUUUUGGAGGGCUUGCCCUGCUCUUCCAAUCGCGACUCCUUUAGUCGUGUCGGCGACCAUCGCAUUAGCAAGCGUAAAUUGCGUACGGAAAUGAUUUCGAAACCGCAGAAUGAUUUUAAGCACACCGGGCAUGUUGGCAUUGAUGGCGCCACUUUUGGAGACAUUGCCUUCCUCGGCAGCUCUCAAAAUUACAAUCAUGUGCCCAAACAGAUUGUGACGCCGUACAAGCCGUCGGAGGACAUUGAACAGACGCCACUGCUACUGCCUCCGACGCCGACCAGCCCCGACUCGUUGCAAACGGCCAGCGGAUAUUUCCCAGAGGGCGCCGGCACCUCCAUGAAUCCCACGUUUAUUCCCUCCACGGAGCACACGCCCAAACUGAUACCUAGCAAUGGGCAUAGCUCAUUUGACUUUGCUGGCUCCACAAAUCCCUUUGCCUCACACACUUUGGAUGAGGAGCAGCUUGCUUAUGCGCUUCAAAACAAUAAUUACGGGGCCGAUGGCAAGAGCAUCCACUCGGAACCCAAUUGGCGGGCCAGUUCACGCAAUACGACUGACGAUCCACACGAAUAUCACGAAAUAUCCGACGAUGAGAUCGCUGGCGACAAGCUGGACUUUGGUCCCUCGCUGUUGGAUGAGAUCAACUCGAUGUUUGGCUCAAUCAGCGGCGCCUCUGGCAGCCAGCCAAAGUCGCCCGACUUUGAUCAUGUGAACACAAAGAACGAAUUCGCUGAGAUGUCUGCAAAGCUUAACCACAAAAGUGGCGACAGCAAUGGCAAUAAGCAUGGCCAUGGAUUGCUGCCUACGUUGUCCAAGAAGAAGGCAUCGACGGGCACUGUAAAGCCCAUUUCGGUCAAGGAUGAGAAAAUACUGAACCAUGCCAUUGAAAUGGCCAAUGAGAUUAGUGCCAGAUCCAUGAUUGAUUUGGUCUCUGAUCAUACGCCAGCCACGCACAGUCCGAAGCGCAAAUUUAGUUUUCGUUUUCCGCAUUUGAGUAGCGGCAGUGGCAGCGGCGGGGACAAGUCAGGUGGGGCUUUGGGUGGUGCUGCAGGCAGCUCUGCACUUACGCCCACCCAUGGAAAUGCCUCGCCGUUCUCCAAGAAGAAAAACUUUACGGAGGAGCUGCAGAGCAUACCCGAUAUUCAGUCGCUGAUUGGCGAGGAGGGCCGCGAGGCGUACAACAGCCUGAUCGAGCGCAAGGGCAUGCUGGACAUUGGCUCCAGUCCGGCUGCCACGCUGCUGCGUCACAUGGACACAGAUGAGUUCGAGCUGAUGAAUUCCAAGACGUUGCCUCGUCGCCUGGGCAGCCAGCUGAGUUAUCCAGGUACUGCGGCAGCUGCAGCUGCUUCUCCAGCUGCCCCUGCCGCGGAGCCUUCGAGUGCGGCUGCGGACUGCGCACGUCCUUUGCAGCGCUUGCAGCCACCGCGACCUAUGACGCUGCCAACGCGAGGUGCGGCGCAGCGAGUGCGUCGUGCCGAGCAGGCGAACGUCGUGGAGAGGCAGAGCGAUGAGAAUCGCAAUGAGCCGUGCGAGAGUCCCAGCUAUAUGACACACCCCAGCUACAAGUUUCCGGAGCCUCAGGAGACGAAUGCAUUGCCGUUGCCAUCGCGCGAGGGCAAGAAGCAGGUGAAGACCAGCGCCAAGCGACACGUGCGGAAGUAUCCGCUCAUCAUCCCAGCGAAUGGCGUGCAGCGCACGCUCAGCAAGGUGGCGGACUUUGGUGAUGCAUCGCCACAGCCGCAGCAACAGACGCUUCAGCAGCAACAGCAGCACCAGCAGCAGACUCGCUCCAUUGAGGUGGUGGCUGCGGUGCGCUCGAGCAGCGUCCGUCGCCGACCCGAUGCCCGGGAGUACGAGAAUAUGCCAGCCAUAGCAGGCGAAGCAUCUGCGGCCCAUACCUACCAGAAUCUCGAUAAGCUGGAGAAACAGGCGCCUGCCGACGCGGCUGGGCUGACGGACAGCGCCUCGCUGCAGUUCGAGUCCAUAUUGGAGGGAGACAUGAGCAAGGAGGGCAUGGUGUUGCAGUCGCCGGACGUGACCGAUGGCUUCUACAACUUCUCCAUACAGAAGGAGCACUACAACAAGAGCAAGGAUGUCGGCUUCGAGCCCGCCCAAGCCACGGGACUUUAUGUGAACGACGAUGAGCUGCGCAACCUGGACAAACCGUUGGCAACCAGCAACAGCUCCUCCAACUUGGACUCGGCAGCAGUGCCGCAGGAGAUGGCACCAACUGCAGCCUCAGCAGCAGCCGCUGUAGCCGCGGCAGCAGCAGCAGCGGCUUCUUCAACAACAGCAGCGACAGCAGCUGAGGAGCCUUUGGAGAGCAUAAGCACGCGGCGCUUCGCUAGUGCCGACAAUGAGCUGGCGGGAAAUGCACUCUUUAAAAAGGUGCGGGCCUCCGUCAACCAGGCAAUGAAUCGCAGCUCCAUCAAUGGCAACGAAGUGGCGAGCAACAACUCAACGCCUGCAUUGAAGCCACAAACGGAGGCGGAAUACUUUGCAGCUACUGCGGCGCGAUUGGCCGACUCGAAUUCCGUGAGCUGUGAGGAUUUGCUGGAGUUCUCCGACAAGAAGCCACGUGGCUGUGAGCGGGGCGUCGACUCAGAUGAAGUACGCAUCAUGGUCAAAGUACUGGGCAAAGACAGCACGCCCACACGCUGCCUGGCCGCCCUGGAGUUCAUCAAUUGGGAUGUUCACAAAUCCAUUAAAUUGAUAAAGCUGCAGAAUAUACUUGCUGAGGCGAAUCUGAGUCUAUCCGCUGCAUUCGAGGCACUACAGCAGCAGGAAUGGGACUUGCACACAACAGCCGUGAAGCUGAAGGGAGUUAAGCUCUGAAGAAUGCGCAAAUUGAUACAUAGACCUCCUAUAUACACAUAUAUAUGAUAUAUACCAUGUGCCUGUUGGGAACAACAUCAUUUGUGGCCUUCUUGUCUAUGUUUAUAACUUUCACCAUUUAAAGUUCACUUUCCUCUAUUAUUUAAUACUAUAGUAUGUAGGACAUCCUUAACUCAAACUCAAUCACUGCUCAAAAUAUGUUUCUAUUGUAUUUCAUACUCCUUUCCUACUGUAUGAACGUAUCUCAGCAUGUACUUAUCUAAUAAUGCAAUGUAUCUAGUUCUUAAUUGUACUAUGUUAAUCCCUAUAGCCAGCUUUUCAAACACAGAUCAAAAAGGAUAACUUAGCACUAACUAUCCGGAUACA